AACUCCUCGUGGCUCCCCAGUUUUAACCAAAACCUGUGGGUCGGUUCGGUUAUCCUAAGACUCGCUUAAACCCAAAACCACAAAACCAUGGGCAGUUUCUGUCUGCUCCCACAAAACCAGUUGCUUCAAAAACACAAACACACACACACACUCUCUCUCUCUCUUUCUCUUUUUCUCUUUAAUAGUCACUCUUCUCUCUCCCCAACAACCCAAUCCAUCAUCAACUUCUAUGUAAUGCCAUCCCAUCCUAAAAUACUGUCAUUUUUACUUUAUGUUCUUCACUUUUGCUUACUGAAAGUGAAUGGUGUCAUGCCACACACACUUGGUUCUCUCCCAAUCAUUCGUUAACAGGACAACACCAUUUUUGUACUGUUCAACUAUUGGAUUAACGGGUAAGUGUCUUUCCUUCGAAGUUUGUAGCUUUUUGGGUCAGAUUGGAGAACAAAAAGGUUGUUAAUUUGAUUAGGUAGUUGGGGUUAGAAUUGGUGUUGAUGGAAUCCAAUGGACUAGGUAGUGGAAUGUUCUCUGGAUUACUAGGAGGAGUAGAAAACCCUUUACAACAACAACAGCAAAACCUUCCCAAUCAGCAAAAUCCUCACCAUUUGCACCAUUCCCAAAUGGUUUCUUAUGCCACCCACCAUGACACUGAUCCACACACACAUCUUCAGCAAUCAAUGAAACAUGGGUACCCUCCCUUUUCAGCGAAGAACAAGCAACAACAAAGCGCCCUCAGUGAUGAAGAUGAUCCUGUUGAUGAUUCCUCUGGGGACCCCAAGAGGAAGGUCUCACCAUGGCAGAGAAUGAAGUGGACUGAUACCAUGGUUAGACUCUUGAUAAUGGCGGUUUAUUACAUUGGUGAUGAGGGUGGUUCAGAUGUGAGUGAUCCCACUGGGAAGAAGAAGUCCACUGGUUUGAUGCAGAAGAAAGGGAAGUGGAAAUCAGUGUCAAGGGCUAUGAUGGAAAAGGGAUUCUAUGUGUCUCCUCAGCAAUGCGAGGAUAAGUUCAAUGACUUGAACAAGAGGUACAAGAGAGUGAAUGAUAUUCUUGGCAAAGGAACAUCUUGUAGGGUGGUGGAGAAUCAGAACUUGUUGGAUACAAUGGACUUGGCACCAAAGAUGAAAGAUGAAGUUAAGAAGUUGCUCAAUUCCAAGCAUUUGUUCUUCAGGGAAAUGUGCGCUUAUCAUAAUAGUUGUGGUCAUGGGAAUCCCACUGUUCCACAACAGCAAGUGGAGCCUGGGACCGAGGUGUCUCAGUCUCAACCACAACAGCAACAGCAGCAACAACAACAACAACAGCAACAACGUUGUUUUCAUUCAUCAGAGAAUGUGGUGGCAAAUUUAGGUGGUUCUGGGGUAGAGGGUUUGAGGAUGUUGAAAGCGGGAAUUGGGGAAGAGGAUGAUGAUGAUGAUGAAGAUGAUGACUCCGAGGACUAUUCUGAUGAUGAUGAAGAUGACUCAGGAGAAGGUGGUUCAAAGGGUCAAGUUGGGCAUGGACAUGAAGAUGAGGAUGAGAAUGAGAAUGAUGGAAGGUCAAUAAGGAAGAAGUCAAGGAAAGUAGGCGGGUUUUCUAUGUCACCACAGUUGAUGCAGCAACUGAGUAGUGAGGUGAGCGGUGUGUUCCAAGAUACGGGUAAGAGCACUUGGGAGAAAAAGCAAUGGAUGUGGAGCAAGAUAAUGCAGUUGGAGGAGCAGAAAAUAAGCUAUCAAACACAAGCAUUUGAGCUUGAAAAGCAGCGGUUGAAAUGGGCAAGGUUUAGCAGCAAAAAGGAGAGGGAAAUGGAGAGAGCCAAACUUGAAAAUGAACGCAGAACGCUUGAAAAUGAGAGAAUGGUUUUGCUCAUUCGCCAAAAGGAGCUUGAAUUGUUGAGUCUUCAACACCACCAGCAACAACAGCAGCAACAACAGCAGCAACAUUCUUCCACCUAAAUUUUAUGGUAGAUGAAAUUACAGUAUAGCUAGAUAGAAUGUAGAUUAGGCAAAACAGAUGAAAGUGGUUGUCCUCUUUUUUGGGUUUAUUAAGUUGUUUCUAAUUGGGAAAAGAAAUAGUAACAUGCUUGUACCUACCAUCUAGACAAUAGAUACCCUUUGUAUUUUCAAAUUAUUAUUAUUAUUAUUAUUAUUGUUUUAAACCAAG
Messenger RNA from Abrus precatorius (Indian licorice), 2133 nucleotides. RefSeq lists its product as uncharacterized. The transcript has a single exon. Bases 492 to 1925 code for a protein of 477 amino acids. Lineage: Eukaryota; Viridiplantae; Streptophyta; Magnoliopsida; Fabales; Fabaceae. The record is from RefSeq and is a predicted model, not a curated record.